AUUGACUAUGCAACCGUUGUAUUUGGGUGUUUUGCAGCUGGAGGAAAAGUGUCACCAGCCAACUGUUUAUAUACUGCAGAAGAACUGACAUACCAAUUACUCGAUUCCGGUUCCACUGUUGUAAUUGCUCAUCCAGAUACCAUAUCAGUAGCAAUUGAAGCGUCUAUCAACGCAAAAAUUCCAGAAUCAAAUAUAUUUGUGCUCGGUGAUCAUGAAGUUAAUGGAAUUCAACCUUAUACCAGAUUACUUAGUAUACGUGAAGCCGAGCCUGUAUGCUUUACACCGGAAGAAAUUAAAACCACCACCGCGUUCUUGUGUUACAGUUCUGGAACUACGGGAAGAAGUAAAGGUGUAGAAACAACUCAUUAUAAUUUUAUUGCUAAUCUUACGCAGUUUCGUGCCUUUGAAGGGGAUGACGCCCAUAGUGGUCUUUGUUAUCUUGGAGUAUUG
Messenger RNA from Racocetra persica, 450 nucleotides. The record is from the annotation of a GenBank genome assembly. Lineage: Eukaryota; Fungi; Glomeromycota; Glomeromycetes; Diversisporales; Gigasporaceae.